CGCGCGGGAUGGUCGUCUGCUCUUGUCUUCCCAAGUUACCGCACCUACCACAGCUUCCGGGAAAAGCAGACGUAAAGAUUUGAAGAAGUUGUGUUCUUGGGAUACCUAUGAAUUCAUUUUGACCACAGGAGCUUGUGAAAGAGCGGUUUCUCAGUCAUCUCUCUUGCCGCGAAUACACGCGAAAGCGAUCAGCUGCAGUAGCCAAUGGGAGAACCCUGCGUGGACAUGGUGCAGUAUUUAAAUGUAUCUAGCUGAAAGGAGGGCACCUAUGUAACGACACAUGUAGCGCAUGUCAGGUAUUGGAAGCGCGCGUUAGCACGGCUCUUGGUUUGGUGUCAUGUCUACAAUACGCCGGGCCUACAUGGAGAUAUCAAAUGGUAUUCGGGGCCUCCGCCUCCAUAGAGAACAAUCGUCCCAAGGCGGAGGGUCUUCCCUCAAAGAGACGCUACACCGAGCCACCAAUGGCUCGCCGCUCAAUAACGUCAGGUUGACGCGUUCACCAAAAGCUGGAUUUGUGAAACGAAUUCGGACUAUGAGUGGAAAAGCUGCCCAUAAAACUAUCCAGGAUUUGUUCAUGGAUGAGUCGUUUUUGUCCAAAUUUUUCUUUUACUUUUCUGCCGAGGAAAGAGGCGUGUUGUCACGGGUGUGUAGACGCUGGAAGCAUAUCCUUUAUAACACUAAGUAUUGGGCAGAGGUCAUGCCGAUCAUAUCCUACCGUGACUGGACAAAGGAUAUGGUUGUCAGGAAACAGGUGUACGACAGCCUCCACCAAAGAGGGUUCGAUGCUGUGUGUUUGUUCGGCGCCACCGACGAAGAUAUUUCGGAUUUUGUGAACAAUUUCCCGCCCAGUAAGAAGCAUCUUAGGUCUAUAAGUGUCCGCUGUGCUAACGUCACAGACGCAGGUUUGGAGGUCCUGUUUAAAAAGAUGCCUUGUAUUUAUCGGGUUGAAAUUUCCGGGUGUAAUGAGAUAACGGAAACAGGCUUAUGGUCUUCACUUAACCCUAAGAUAGUGUCCCUUAGCAUUAGUGAUUGUAUCAACGUAGCAGACGACACGAUUGGCGCCAUAUCCCAGCUUCUACCAUCCCUGUACGAACUGACCAUCCAAGCGUAUCACGUGACAGACGCAGCAUUGGCUUUUUUCAGUGCGAAGCAAAGUUACACGUUGUGUAUCCUCAAACUCCAAUCCUGCUGGGAAAUCACCAACCAUGGAAUUGUAAAUAUUGUGCAUUCCUUACCAAAUCUGACCGUCCUAAGUCUUUCAGGGUGCAGCAAGAUCACUGAUGAUGGUGUGGAACUCAUUGCGGAGAACCUUCGUAAGUUACGCGUUCUCGACAUUUCGUGGUGUCCCCGGAUUACGGACGCAUCGCUGGAAUACAUCGCAUGUGACCUUGGACAACUCGAGGAGCUGGUGCUGGAUAGAUGUAAUCACGUGACAGAUAUUGGAAUCGGAUACGUGUCAACGAUGACGUCCUUGCAGAAGUUGUACCUCCGAUGGUGUACGCAAGUGAGAGACUUUGGACUGCAGCAUCUGUACUCCAUGCGAAAUCUCAGGGUGUUGUCACUAGCAGGUUGUUCUCAGAUUUCCACUAACGGCCUGUACGGCUUGACGAGACUCCACAAUCUCCAGGAACUGGAGCUUACCAACUGCACCAGUGCCACCAAGACAGUCUGUGAUUUCCUCAGGGACAAUAUGUUCCGGUGUGCAGUGCUCGACUGAUGGGACAGGCGGCUACGGCGUGAAGAAUCUCUAUUCCAGGACUCCGAUUUGAUUGGUACUGUGGUGAUGGGUGUGUAUAUUCUGUACAAUGUACUAUACUCAACAAUACCGGUCGUGACGUCCACAAUGUUCACCAGAAAGGUUGAUGUUGUUGUUGAGUGUUAGUGAUGCUGGUGAUAUCGUGACCCUUUCAUCCAAGACUAUGGAUGUCCGUUUUGGAUAUAAUGAUUUACGUGUGUGCGAGCAAUCUGAUUCUUUUGGAUUUUGGAUGUGUUUUAAUGGUGUAGACGUCCGAUGGAACAUUGCAGACAUUGUGUGUUGCCCUGCGGAUUACAUGCGACCUCCUAUAUCACGAUCACCUU
Molecule: messenger RNA, 2079 nt
Organism: Haliotis rubra (blacklip abalone)
Lineage: Eukaryota; Metazoa; Mollusca; Gastropoda; Lepetellida; Haliotidae
Product: F-box/LRR-repeat protein 16-like
Exons: 3
Coding region: 338-1717 (459 amino acids)
Molecular function (GO): protein binding
Source: RefSeq, a predicted model, not a curated record